AUGAUAAGCGAUUCAGACAAUAGAGUGGUACUUAAUGUUGGAGGGAUCAGACACGAGGCUUACAAAGCCACCCUUAAAAAAAUCCCUGCGACCCGUUUAAGCCGCCUAACUGAGGCCCUCGCAAACUACGACCCCAUUCUAAAUGAGUACUUCUUCGACAGGCACCCGGGAGUGUUUGCGCAGAUUUUGAACUACUACAGGACGGGCAAGUUGCAUUAUCCUACUGACGUUUGUGGGCCACUCUUUGAAGAGGAGUUGGAAUUUUGGGGUCUCGAUGCCAAUCAGGACGCUUCAAAAGUCCUGCACGCGACGUUCAUCAACAUCGCACUGAAAUAA
Molecule: messenger RNA, 336 nt
Organism: Helobdella robusta
Lineage: Eukaryota; Metazoa; Annelida; Clitellata; Rhynchobdellida; Glossiphoniidae
Exons: 2
Coding region: 1-336 (111 amino acids)
Biological process (GO): protein homooligomerization; potassium ion transmembrane transport
Cellular component (GO): axon; dendrite membrane; voltage-gated potassium channel complex
Molecular function (GO): protein binding; delayed rectifier potassium channel activity
Source: RefSeq, a predicted model, not a curated record